AUGGAAUGGACAGGCUGCAAAACAAGACAAGACAAUGCUGAGAUCAUGGAAACUGUGAUUCUGGAGAAGACCAUCAUCAAACUUGGGUCCUUGUUGGCUUUAGGUUUUGGAGAGGCUGGAGCAAACAUCAUUGAGCACAACAUGCACGGCGUUGACAGUGCCUGCGUUGAUGCUAUGGUCGAAGGAGCGCGAGUUGAGUGCAUCAUUGGUGCCACCCGCAUCAGAGACUUUAGCACCGCUACUGAGGUGUUGCAGGCAAAGGUCAUGACCUUUGUCAACCAAAUAGCAGAGAUUGUCCAUGGUGUUGUGGAUGAGUUUCACGGAGCAGCAAACAAGAACAAUGGUGACACUUUCCUAAUGAUUUGGAGAGUGAUGGGGGAUAUUGACAAGGUGGCAAAACUUGCUGAUAUGUCCAUUCUGGCCUUCACUAGGAUAUUGGGAGCCAUCCACCGAACACCGGUGCUGGCAGCCUAUAGAGGUCACCCUGGCCUUCAGCAGCGUCUUGGUAAGAACUGCAGGGUAAAUCUAAGCAGCGGCCUUCACUAUGGCUGGGCCAUCGAAGGAGCUGUUGGCAGUGAAUUCAAGAUCGAUGCAUCUUAUUUGUCACCAAAUGUUAGCAUUGCUGAAACAGUGGAGCGUGCAACGCAGAUUUAUGGCGUGAGCGUUCUGGUUGCAGAAUCUGUCGUGUCAAUCUGCUCUCCUCCGAUGGCUGCCAAAUGCCGGUUGAUCGAUCGGGUCAUCAUCACUGGGUCUGUUGUGCCGAUGGAUCUCUAUGUGAUUGACCUUGACUACUUGAGCCUAACAGUUGAGCCUCCUCUUGGACCUCAAAAAUGGACGACCAGAGAUCGCUUCAAGGUGCGACAAUUCUUGGAGAAUGAGAAGGAACAGAAGUUGGCCGAUGGGGUCAAGAUGGUAAAUUUGUUCAAUGAGAAUGCAGAUAUAGCCUCUAUGCGUUUCCGCUACACGCUGGAGUUCAUCCAUGUAUUCAACAUGGGCUACCAGAACUACUCCCAGGGUGAAUGGCAGGUUGCACAAAGACUGCUUCAGCGCACCAGGGAUAUGCUCGGCGUAGAGGAUGGGCCCAGUGUUGCCUUGCUGAAGUUUAUGGAGCGAACCAACUACGAGGCUCCUGACACUUGGCAAGGCAUCAGAGAUUUGGGUCAUGCAUCCUUGUCUUGA
Durusdinium trenchii is the source of this 1179-nucleotide messenger RNA. Lineage: Eukaryota; Dinophyceae; Suessiales; Symbiodiniaceae. The record is from the annotation of a GenBank genome assembly.